Cladocopium goreaui is the source of this 4836-nucleotide messenger RNA. NCBI's taxonomy places the organism in Eukaryota, Dinophyceae, Suessiales, Symbiodiniaceae. The record is from the annotation of a GenBank genome assembly.
GCGUUCGAGGUCAGGGUGGAGACGGAUGAGCCCAAUGAUGAGGAGCAACUGUCGGAAGGGAGGAGCUCUCGAAACUACGAUGGGGGUGAGAACUGGUCAUUUGACUGGUCCUCUGAGCAGGGUAGUGAGAGGUCUGUGGGAGACGGCGGAGCACGAGACCGAGGAGACCGAAGUUCUCAAGGGCAUGGAGGUCGAGAUCAUGGAGCACCGGGACAAGAACGAGGAGCUGGAUCCUGGGACAGCUUGAUGUCCCCGAGGUCACCGCCUGCUGCGGGCUUUGACCGUGAUGGAAACCCACCAAGUGGAGAAGUUUCUUCGGUAGGAGAACGACGAGAACCUCGUGGUCCAGGCGAUCGAGAAGAACGUGGAGGAUCACACAAAGGAAAGGUCAGCAGCUCUUACCCUCCCAUCUUCAGAGCGAAGGUGGGAGAAUCCUACCGGGAUUGGAGGCGGUCCUUGGAGUUUUGGCUUGGAGGAGAGGGUCAUCAGAUUCCAGAAGAAUACAUUGGGCCGAGGAUAAUGGUCCAACUCCGAGACCGAGCUGCCCAGUUGGUGAAGCACUUGAACAACAGCGAUGUGAACAAGGCUGGAGGUAUGCAGAAGAUCUUCGACGUCUUGGAGAAGAGCCCGUUGGUGAAGCAGUUGGACAAGCACAGAGUGGAUCAGCACCGCAAACGACUCAUGUCUUUGAGCCGUUUUGCGGGUGAGUCCUUGGAGAGCUACAUCACCAGAGGAAACAUCUACAGGACGCAAUUGCUGGGCUUGGACUCGACGCUUGAGAUGGGGGAGCGUUUCUACGUGGGGCAUCUUUUGGAUCAUGCACGUUUGACUCGACGAGACAAAGCGCACAAGGCAGCGGUGAAGGAAUGGUUGAAGGAAGGGGGCUGUGUUGGUCCUAGUCCCGAUGCAGCCCUGGCAUUGAGUCAGUUUCAAGAGCUGAUGGAGUGCUUUGGCGAGAAAAGAUCAUUGACGCAAAAAGAGCUGCAAAUGGCAUGGUGUUUGGCAGAGGGGUUAAAAGCUUUGGACCAAACGUUCAUUGCGAAAUCUUCUCACAUUUCUUUGAUGCGGGAUGAGCGGCAUGGGCGGUUGGCCAUACGAUUCAUGGCUGUGGCCCCAGACUUGACAACUCGAAGUGGCUUUUUAGGCUGCUUCGGCCUGCCCGAAACUUUUUUUUUGAAGAAAGUGGUCGGGGACGUCCCCUAUAGCUGUGUAAGGCUGCCUCGGCCUGCAAUCACAGGCUGUUUCGGCCUGGAAUAUAACCUCACAGACUGGUUCGGUCUUGGAGCCAGUUUGCUACCACAGUCCUAUGAGCUCUGCGACGAGUCGACAAUGGAGACAAGUGAUGUGGCUGCCUCGGCCAUAGACGAGACGACGUGGCUGCAUCGGCCAUACCACGGUUGCAUCGGCCGUGUGGCUGCCUCGGCCAUAGGUGCAAAUGGAGAGGAGUGGCUUCUUCAACGUCCUGGCGGAGCGCAACAAGCCUUUGGAGGUCGACGAGGCGGACGAGCAGCAUUGGCCGCGGAGAAUGUCGAGGACGAGACAGAGGAGACUGAGUUUGAGGACGAGCCGGACGAGGUGGGUGCAGAGUCCAUUGAUGGAGACUAUCCACCGGAGCUGCGAGAUGCGGAGAAGGAGGCCUACGCCAUGCACUACAAGGCGAAGCAGCGAAUGGCAGAGGUGAAGAAGCUGAGACAAUUCUACCGCAAGGGCGACCAGGUGGAGGAACGGAAGAAGGCCCUCGCAGAGAAGAUCCGGAAUACGGCAUGCCACAACUGCGGAGAAAUAGGGCAUUGGAGCCGAGAAUGCCCCAAACCGAAGCAGCAGCAGGUCCUCAUGGCAUCCCGCUCCAAGAAGAAGGGCAAUAGCGUUUCCUCGAGUGCUAUGAGCAGCAUCCCGGAGGAGCUUCCAGGGGAUCACGAAUGGGAUCUGCUGGUUUCCUUGUGUUCUGGCUACCAGAAGGGUAGCUCAACUGAAGACAAUGCCCGCCGUGCAUACAUGACGCUGCCGUGUACGCUGGAGAUGGGACGGGAUGGAGUUGAGUAUGAUGUGUUGUGGUGCAUGAAGGAGUUAGAGAAUGCAGUUAUUUUGGACAUAGGGUGUCUCAAGUCGGUCACGGGAACUCAAUGGGCGAAUCAGUUGAUUACCAAAUGGAAGAAGGAAAAGAGAUGGUUGAAGGUUUUUCCUGAAGAAGAAGUUUUUCGUUUUGGGAGUGGCGACACCUUGAAGAGUAAGUACAUGAUUCAGUUCCAGGCCACGUUUGCAGGAGCCCUACAAUUCGAAAAGGCGCCACUGCCCAUGUCCGCCGCGGGCAGCCAGCGGCAUUGCCGAGUAUGCGGCGAUCCAGAUCAUCGCACUCGGGAGUGUCCGACGAUUCAGUCAGACGAGGACAUCCCCGACCACGUCGCCAGAGCCCUAUCCAUGGAUGCCGAGAGCGAGAUGAGCGGCUUCCGCAAGGGCCAACGGGGGAGCGAUGUCUCGAUGCUAGAAGCUCUUCAGAAUACACAGACUCCCAAGCGCGCACCUCGGUCCAGGAAGAAGAUGGAGAGUCCGAACAGCGCGUGGGAGGAAGUGACGCCCUAUCAAGCCCAGGUGAUGAGCCACCGCAUCGAUACGCCACCGGCGACGGCAUCAGCGAUCGACCUCACCGAGGCGGAGAUGAAGAGGAUCGUCAAGAGUCGGGAGAAGAGGAACGUGACCCGGCAGAAGAAGGAGGAGACGAUGGCUCUGUCAGGCCUCAAGGCCGACUACCCUUCCCUUUCUCAUGCCUACAGUCUGGAGGUCGAGGAUGAUCACUUUCAUGUGGAAGAAGCUCUUUUGGCAGGCACGAGUCAAACAAGCGGUGGAGAUGUCAAUGCCGGGGGCCAGGUGGAAGAAGAAUCGACGGUGGCUGGCGGGUUUGCUGGGAAAGGAGAUCGGAAGCCUGUAUGGGCACUACGGGGCAAUGCGGCAGAGGCUGAGCUCUCCAGUGGGAGUGGAUCUGAUGUGAGACAACGCUGCACGGAGAUUGCGGAGAACGAGAUCAUGGCCGAGGAGGACGUGGUGACCAUCGACAACAUGCUGAAGGAGCACGGGGAGGCGAUCACGGACAUCUACUACGACCAGGAGGAGAACAACGUGAUCUACCAGGAGGACUUGCAGCGUUUCUAUCAGAGGCGUGCAGAGGAGCGAGAGGGCCACAUGACGAGGCCGGCAAGAGGACUCACUCAGAAGUUCAAGAAAGGCAUCAAGGAUGCCCUGGCUGUGAUGGAUAAGGUGAAGGAUGUAGCAAAAUGGACCAGCCGGAGGAUGGUCCUGGAGAUCUUCGCAGGAACAGCCAUGGUUACACAGGUGGCCGAAGAAAGCACACCUUGGGGAGCUUAUCAACCGAUUGACAUCAUCAUGGGCGAGGAAUGGGAUUUGUCGGUGGCAGCAAAUCGCAAACACGUGGUCAAUUUGGUGAGCUCCCUCAAGCCAGCGCUUGUGGUCAUCACUCCUCCGUGUGGACCUUGGUGCGCCUGGCAGCGACUAUGUCAGGACUUUGACGCCUUGGAUGAACUUCGGCGCAAGCAUUUGCCCUAUUGGCGCCUCACCCGAGACAUUUGGGAUUGCCAGACUCGAGAAGGACGUCUGGCGCUGACGGAACAACCUGAUGGUUCUGAUGCGCUGGAGACAAGCUACAUGACAGGGCGGAACCCUCUCUAUCGAGUGGUAGUGGACCAGUGCAUGUUCGGCCUGAAGGACCCAGAGUCCCACAAGCUGUACAGAAAGACGACUGCUUUGGAUGUCAAUGACGAGACCUUCGCCAAAGCCUUGGCCGAUGUGGCGCGUUGCAAUCAUGCACCGGAGGAGCACGAGCAGAUCAAAGGUCAGGUCAAGGUCGAAGGGAAAUGGCGGAAGCGCUCAGAAAUGGCAUCGGCUUGGACGGCAAAGCUGGCCAACCACGUGCUCAAGUCAGCGGAGGCGGCCAUCUACAAGGAGGAGACGGAAGAUGAGGACGUGCUCGUGAGUUUGCCGGUUGAUUCCCCGACGACACCGACCACGAGGGCAAUUGAGGAAGAGACAUCUGAUUGGGAAGACAUGGACCCGAAGUAUCGACGUUGGACGUUUCCAGUCGAAGCAGAAGGAGCAGUCCUGACCCCCGAGGAGGUGAUGAAGCGCCAGAUGAGACAGUUUGGAGCUACGGGAGAAGAAUAUGACUACAUCACUUUCGAGGGUCAGGCCAAAUUGCUUGUGAGAAGGGUGAGACGGGUGUUGGCGCAUCUACAUGUGACGUUGGGUCACAUCUCCAACGACAGGCUGCACCGCAUGCCCAGCUUGGCAGGGGCGAGUGGAGAUCUACUUGCAGGAGCACGCCGACUUCGCUGUCAAGUAUGCUGCAUGGUUAGGCCACCCACGAGCAAACCACAGGUGUCCUACCUCAAGCCGACCAACUUCAACCAGCAAGUGAGCGGCGACGUCUUCUUCGUUUGGGACAUCAACAACGUGAAGUAUGCGGUGGUACACUACAUUGACGAGCUCACGGACUAUCAUGUGGGAGCAGUUGGAUUGGAUCCUACUUCGGAUUGGGCGGCGGAGGCCUUGUGUAGAUGCUGGUACGAUGUAUUUGGCCCUCCUGAUGUGCUCAUUACGGAUGGUGGAUCAGAGUUCAAGGGUGCGGUGGAUCGAUUGAACGACCUGUUCGCAGUGCAGCACGACCUCAUCCCGGACCAGGCUAAGUGGCGAUUGGGUCAUGCAGAACGUCAUGGAGCUAUCGUGAAGAUUAUGCUCAUGAAGGUCAUCAUGGAGUUGCGCAUCGGGAACAUGGAAGACAUGAAGACCGCACUUACAUCCUGUAUAUGGCCGCCAAGAACAGGCUGA